AUGCAGAGCAUCCGAGCUGUGAGCGACGGUGACAUCCGCCGUCCCCGCCCGCUGCAUUCCUCCAAGUCCUUUACCCGUCUUGAACCCACCACCCAAAGCCCGCUUGGGCGCAGUCGCGCGAGCACCAUCCAAGGAGCCAUAUCUGAGCUUCCGCACGCAGACCAUAUCACCCUGUCACCCGGGAGCGAGGAGAAGGCUGCUCAGAGGGAUAUAUUCAUCAGCAAAGAUGAGGAUGACUCGGACAAUGAGACCGUCGAGGACAAUGCGGGCUCCGCCAGCAAGCAACUCGAGGCUUUCGAGGAGCUUCCAAUUGAGAUUCGAAGCCUGACCGAGAGAUUUCUCGAGUCUCUGUCUGCCAAAGUGCAUCCCACUCCACUAUCUAUAGACGACCUCGCCGAGAUGUUCCAAGAGUUUUAUGUUCGUGCCGACUCGCAUAUAAGCACCCAUAUAGCAGCUUUGUCGUCACGCCUGUCAAGGGGCAAGUCGCCCUCACCACCAGAAGCCUCCCAGACCUCCAAGACUCUAAAAGGCGGAAAAGCCGCGUCUGGCACAUCGCGCAAGGGGGCUGACCCUGAGCUCGAUGGUACUGAGCAGCAGAUGCUCACCGCGUCUGAGAUAUCUGACCGCAAGAGGGCGCGCCGUCUGUUGGGAGUUAGGCACAAGGCGCUCGAAGAGGCGGUUGAGCGAGCAGUAUGCGAGAAGAUGUACGACCGGGUAUGGAGACAUCGGAUCACAGACGAUGCGGAGAGGGAUGAGAAGUUACGCUCGAGGACCGCCGCACUGUCACUUGUAGGCAUUGGACUGAAGGAGCUUGUGUCCACCGCCGACGAUAUCCCCGCCGAGGUUCGCAAAGCAACGAUAGAGAAGGAGGAGGAUAUAUGCAACUGGCUCGCAGGUGCUCGCGAAAGUAUCCGCAAGAUGGAUGAAGAGAGAUAUCCAGUGGGAAAGCUCCAACACCUCACCGCAGCACACAAGAACAUCGUCGAGACGCUGUCACGGCUUUUCUCAUCUUCCUCCUCCGCCGAUGAAAUACUUCCCACCCUCAUCUACACCCUAAUCACAUCACCUCCAGAGGGUCUCAACGUCGUCAGCAACCUCAACUUCAUACAGCGCUUCCGCGCGUCCCGAAAAGUUGACGGAGAAGCCGCUUACUGCCUCGUAAAUCUCGAAGCAGCCAUCUCCUUCCUCGAAACCGUCGACCUGUCCUCCCUCCGAGAAGACGAAGCCCCCGAAGGACCCGAGAAAUCCACCAGCCGCCCCUCAACACCGCGGAGCCACACGGCGCCGACCCCGAUGAACCUCGGCCUCUCCAGCCCAGCCCCACCCAGCGUCUCCGCCUUGUCGGCGACAUCAGGCGACCGCAGCCCCAGCACCACCACCCGCCCACCAGCUUCCCCACUCAAACCCCAGCGCCGCAUCAGCUACCUCAUCCAGUCCCAAGCCGACCGCCUAAACGAGGCCAGCGACGCCGUGCGGGCCUCCAUCAACGACACGGCCGAUCAGGCCCUCGACAGCAUCAACACGACGCUCGAGAGCAGCUUCAAGUUCCUCUUCGGCCGGCUCAGCGAGUCGCCCACCAAGAACGGGGCGAGCGAGGUCCCGGUCCCUAGGACGCUAGAGGAUGUGAGGAAGCUGGUCGGGACGCCGCCACCACUACCACUCGACGAUGACGGCCCUAGUAGUGCGCCUGAGGGCGUGCCGGAGCAGACAGACGGCGCCCUCGACUCCAGCCCCGCCGCGCCUCCCGCGCGCCCGGAGCCCAGACUCACAGACCUCUUCGCCGGCCGUCGCGACAGAAGCGCCGACAGCACCCGGAGCGGCGGCAGCGGAAAGCGCGUCUCGUUCGUCGAGGGCAAGAGCCCUACCGUUGCCAGCAGCUCGCCUGCGCCAGCACCGCCGACACCGAGCCCGUCUCCCGCCGCGCCAGCAUCAUCAGGCAACGCGCUGCAGAAUCUCGGCAACACGCUCAACCCGCUCAAAGGCUUCGGCGGUCUUGGCGGAUUUCCGAGAUUCGGGAGGGCGGUGCCGAGUACGCCCACGCCGCCCGCCGUGGGGGGUGCGGGGGAGAAGGGGAAGCAGCUUGGGCACGGAGAGGGGAAGGCUGGGUCGCCGGCUGGAGAGGCGAAACCGCUGCCUUCGGCUGGCGACGCGAAGGAAGCGGUGGCGGUUAAAGCGCUGGAGGAGCUGAGAAGGACGGGACCGCCUGUGAAGAGGUUUGUGGAGAUGAAGGAUGCAAGGGAGAUGAGGAUUGGAGAGGUGGAGGAGCUGUUGAGGGAGUAUCAGCGGCUUGCGGGGGCGUUGAGGGCGGCAAUACAGUCAUGA
Coniosporium apollinis CBS 100218 is the source of this 2322-nucleotide messenger RNA. RefSeq lists its product as uncharacterized. Bases 1 to 2322 code for a protein of 773 amino acids. The transcript has 2 exons. Gene Ontology annotation, cellular component: endocytic vesicle; cytosol. NCBI's taxonomy places the organism in Eukaryota, Fungi, Ascomycota, Dothideomycetes. The record is from RefSeq and is a predicted model, not a curated record. Gene Ontology annotation, biological process: vesicle-mediated transport. Gene Ontology annotation, molecular function: guanyl-nucleotide exchange factor activity; small GTPase binding.